Messenger RNA from Pyrus x bretschneideri (Chinese white pear), 2345 nucleotides. Its product is annotated as glucan endo-1,3-beta-glucosidase 3. NCBI's taxonomy places the organism in Eukaryota, Viridiplantae, Streptophyta, Magnoliopsida, Rosales, Rosaceae. The record is from RefSeq and is a predicted model, not a curated record.
AAAAGCAUCAUGGUUUGAUUCUUUCCAAUGUUUCUCAUGAACCUUAGUCACAAAGCAAACUUAUUUUCUUCAUCAUUCGACUCAUUUUUGUCACUUUUUCUUUUUUGCCACCUUUGUCUUCAUACACUUUGCGCUCUCCACUGGUUUAAAUUCACUCCAUUUCUACGUGCAAUGUUAUUAAAAGCAUCCCCGUUCACCGUUGCUCGUUAGCGCUUUCAGUAAGGACGCUUAUGAAUCGCAUUUAAAAUCCGGCUUAGUCUUUCCUUGGAAUCGCAGAAACACCUCACAAAAUCAUGGCCAAUGCAGCUUCUAAGUGCCUAUUCUUGUUCUUCCUCUCUCUCCUCUUUUUCUGUUCAUCAGGAACCCUGGUGGGUUUCUCAUAUCAUGCAAGUGGAAACACUGCAGUUUCAUCACCUGGAAGAACAUUAUCAUUCCUGAAGCAAAACAAGAUCAACCCGUCUCAGAUUCGAGUCUCUGUCGAAGAUCCUAGGGUUUUAAGUACUCUGUCCAAAACCGGUGUAGCUGUUGAUCUCUACUUGAAUGAGAGGCAGGUCGAAAACAUAAUCAGCUCCGAAUCUUCCCCAAAAUCAUGGUUGAAAACGCACAUAAUGCCUUUUAUCUCGCAAGUAGACAUCAAAAGCAUCGUAGCAAUUAGUGGCAAUGAUGAUACAAGAAAAUCUAGUCUGCCUAGGGUUUUAUCCAGCCUCAAAACCCUACACUCUAUCCUCACUAGUCUUCCUUUCGACCGAAGAAUUAAGGUGUCAGUAGCAUUUUCUUUGUCAUUUCUUGAGAAUUUGAGAAGAGGAAAUGAAAGAGACCUGCAUAGUAUCUGUAGUUUUAUCAAUGAAGUGAGAUCCAUCGUUAUAGAAGCAAACAUCGACAAAGAAUUGAGCAUGGGCGACAAAUUUGUUCGGUCAUUGAUCGAAAAAGCCGGCCUUGCUCAUUCCGUUCUGACUUGUAGUGAUGUCCCAAUGGUUUUGACAAUCAAAAGUCCAGCAGUUCCCAAUACAACUGAAAUGGCUCAAUUCGCCGACAAGGUUUCAAAAGCUUUAGAAAACGAAACUCAGAUUGCAAGUAGGUUAGUAGGGUUAUAUGCAGAAGUAGAUUGCAUGGAUCCGGAAGAUUUUGCACAGAAAGAGCUCAAAAGAGAAGAGGAACAGAUAUUUCCUUCUUCCAGCAGAAAACUCCUAAGCGAUCUCCACCCGAAAACAACUUCACAUGAUGCAUAUGGCUCACCAACAAUCUUCCCUACAAAUUCAACACCACCACUACCCACAAAUUCUCCAUACAACUCCCCAAACAAUGUCACUGUCCCAGCUACAAACCCGGUAACAAUAACUCCAGCUAACCCUGCCACCCCCGUGGAAGUUUCCUCCUCCACACCUCCUCCCUCAAACCCUGUGAGUCCACCAUUGCCAGUUACCACAACUCCACCAACUACUAACCCUGCGACAACUUACCCACCGCCACCUGGAGGUGUUCCCUCAACAACACCACCCGUCACGAAUCCGAUCACACCUCCCGCAACUUCUAAUGCUCCUGCAGUUCCAGGGCAGAGCUGGUGUGUGGCAAAGAGUGGAGCACCACAAGCAGCACUUCAGGCAGCUUUGGAUUAUGCGUGUGGAAUGGGAGGCAUAGAUUGCUCACAGAUCCAGCAGGGUGGGAGCUGUUACGAUCCAAAUUCUCUACAGAAUCAUGCCUCUUAUGCAUUCAACAGCUACUAUCAGAAGCAUCCUGUGUCAACUAGCUGUGACUUUGGUGGGGUUGCCACAAUAGUUUCUGCUAAUCCAAGCACUGGUUCCUGCAUUUAUGCAUCAUCAUCAUCAUCCUCAACCCCAACAACACCAACUUCGAAUCAGACAACAACGAAUCCACCACCACCAUCAACAAUUCCGCCACCACCAUCGACAAUUUCACCACCAACAUCACCAACUCCGAAUCAGACAACCACGAAUCCACCACCACCAUCAAAAAUUCCACCACCAACAUCGACAAUUCCACCACCAACGUCAACAACUCCGCCACCAACACCAACUCGUAAUCAGACAACAACCAAUCCACCGCCAACGUCAACAACUCCACCACCAACGUCAACUCCACCGCCAGCAAUCACAUCAUUUCCACCACCAGGGGAAGGUGUAUUAGGCUUUGGUACUCCGCCUUCGGGUUUGAACUCAAGCAACCCGGCUCCUUCAGGAACCAUGCCAGAAUUUGAGCCCGACAGCCGUCCGUUUCAACCCGGUUUCAACACAUCAAUAUCCACUUCAGCAAGCUUGCAACCGUCUUUUGGUUGCAUCCUUUUCGGAACAGCCUUGGUUACAAGAAAUAUUUUUCUCAACAUGUGA